AACAUUAGGAAUUCAGUACCGCGCCGGCGAUCUGCGUUGGCGCACGCAUGUCAGUGGCGCCAUAUUGUUCUAUUUUCAAAAUAAUGUCGUUAAAGUUAUUUCUGUUUUUGACGGUCGUGGGUUUGGUGGCUGCUCAGGGCCCUAAUCCUACGCUCCGAGUGGCUCAUGGGCUUCUGCAGGGAGCAUGGAAGGUGUCCACUAAAGGCCGGUCCUAUGCCAGCUUCCAAGGCGUUCCAUAUGCUAGGCCACCGAUUGGAAAAUAUCGAUUUAGGGAACCACAACAGCUGAAGCCAUGGCUUGGAGUGUGGGACGCGUCCAGGCCACUGCCCGGGUGUCUGCAGUACGAUCCCUUCGUCAAGAAGAUUACAGGUAGCGAGAACUGCUUGUACGUGAACGUGUAUACUCCGAAGAUGAACCCUGGCGCCAACCUGCCAGUCGUGGUCUUCAUCCACGGCGGAGCCUUCAUGUACGGUGAAGGGGGAAUAUACAACCCCAGCAACCUUAUGGACUGGGAUAUGGUGGUGGUGACCCUGAACUACCGACUUGGACCUCUAGGUUUCUUGAGCACAGGCGAUGAGUUCGCACCAGGCAACAUGGGUCUGAAGGACCAGUCGUACGCUCUGCACUGGAUCAAGAACAACAUCCUCAUGUUUGGAGGCAACCCUGACAGCAUCACCCUCACCGGCUGCUCAGCUGGGGGCGCCAGUGUGCACUACCAUUACCUGUCACCUUUGUCCAGAGGAACAUUUAACCGAGGCAUAGCGUUCAGUGGAUCUGCCCUCUCGGAGUGGACCCACUCCAUCAAGCCUGCUGAGAAAGCCAAGGCCUUGUCUUCGAUCGUGGGCUGCCCUACCAACAAUAACAAGGAAAUGAUGGACUGCCUCAAGUAUAGACCCGCUGAAGCCAUCGUCAACGCACAGAUUGAUAUGUUUGAAUGGAAGGUGCACAUGUUCACGCCGUUCACUCCAGUGGUGGAGCCCCGAGGAGUGCGGGAGCCGUUCCUGCAGCAGUAUCCGUACCACGCAACUAGAGGCGGCCAAAUGAUGAACGUGCCACUCAUUGCUAGUGUCACUUCCGAGGAGGGAUUGUACCCAGGUGCCGUUUACCAACAGUCACCAGACCUACUGCCGGACCUCGAAGCCCACUGGAACCAGCUGGCUGCCAACAUCUUCGAGUACAACGACACCCUGCCUCUCAACCGUCGUGACGAGGUUGCUCAGAAGAUCAAGCAGCACUACCUGGGAGGCAAGCCCGUUAGCCAGGAGACAUUCCCACAAUUGAUCCAGGCUCUAAGCGACCGUCUCUUCAUGGUGGACGUUGGCAAGAUGGCGCAGAUCCACGCUGCCAAGUCUGGACAACCGACCUACGUGUAUCGAUACGCUUUCCGUGGAACCUCCAGUCUGUCCAACUUGAUGGCACAUAACGAAGAAAAUUACGGUGUGAGCCAUGGAGACGACGUGCUGAGCAUCUUCAGCUACCCUGGAAUGGUCCUCGAUGAGAAGGAUGCAGCCAUGAUUGAGGGUCUCAUCAACAUGAUUUACAGCUACUCAACCACCGGAACUCCCAAAUUAACCAACAGUGCACCUGUAUGGGAACCAGUGAAGCCUAACUCCCCUGAACUGAACUAUUUGGAUAUCCUGUCUCCUACUCAUAUGGAAAUGAAGGCCUCAUCAGAUUUUGGACAGAAGGCCUUCUGGGACAGCCUAGGUUUGAACGAAAAUGAGAACUACCGCGAGUAUCUUAGGGACGAACUUUAAAAACUGUUUUGAUAAUGUAAAAAGUUCGUACUUUUUAGGUUGUGUAUAUUUCGAAGAUUAUUGUUCGUUUUUUCUACUAAUUCAGAUGAUGAAUUUUGUUUUAUUGUGUUCAAGAAGGAAAAAUAAAAGACUUUUAAAAUUA
Spodoptera frugiperda (fall armyworm) is the source of this 1899-nucleotide messenger RNA. RefSeq names its product venom carboxylesterase-6 (gene cce-7). NCBI's taxonomy places the organism in Eukaryota, Metazoa, Arthropoda, Insecta, Lepidoptera, Noctuidae. The coding region runs from base 48 to 1757 and encodes 569 amino acids. The record is from RefSeq and is a predicted model, not a curated record. The transcript is spliced from 10 exons.